UCCAUGUGUUGCGGCUGACCAACUUGUCAAGCCAAAUACAACCAGUCUGUACUUUAAGAGACUCACGCAAAGGAAAUCUGAGGACUACAAGACUAAACAUUGCAGUAACUGUUCCCUUGACCAGGGAGGGGGUAAAGAGCAGGAUGGGCUGUAUAAGGUCCACGCUGAGCGAAGGUCUGAACAGAGGUGUGGCACAGAAGAACAGCGAGCAGACUGCACAUACCAGCAGAAUGCACUAUGUCAGAGACCCCACCUCCAAAACACAAAACAAGGUGACUAACUCCCUGCUACCUGGUCAGGUGUUCCAAAAGAUGGAAGAGCAAAGCACGGUUGGCAAAAUAGUGGUCAGCCUUUACUCUUACAAAGCCGUGCACCCAGAUGACUUAGCGUUCAAGAAAGGAGAAAAGAUGAAAGUCUUAGAUGAAUGUGGUGAGUGGUGGAAAGCAAAGUCACUGACGACCAGCAAAGAGGGAUUCAUCCCUUCCAAUUACGUUGCCGAAGCUGACACCCUCGAAACAGAAGGGUGGUUUUUCAAGGAUAUCACAAGAAAGGAUGCAGAGAGGCAGCUGCUGUCUCCAGCAAACAAACCCGGCUCUUAUCUUAUCAGGGAGAGCGAAACAUCAAAAGGGAGUUAUUCAUUGUCCAUCAGAGACGUGGACGCUCAGAAGACAGAAUCAGUCAAACACUAUAAGAUAAGAAUGCUGGAUAAUGGCGGCUACUACAUCUCACCGAAAAUCUCAUUCUCUGACAUUGCCAGCAUGAUCAAACACUACCACAACAAAGCGGAUGGCCUGUGUCGUAAACUGGACCGCCCAUGUGUAAAGCCCAAAGCCCAGAAACCGUGGGAUAAAGACGCCUGGGAGAUUUCCAAAGAGUCCAUUAAGAUGUUGAAGAAACUGGGAGCAGGGCAGUUUGGAGAAGUCUGGAUGGCUAACUACAACAAUACAACCAAAGUAGCGGUGAAGACUCUGAAGACAGGCACGAUGACGGCUGAAGCCUUCAUGGACGAAGCCAACGUCAUGAAGACGCUGCAGCACGACAGGCUGGUGCGGCUCUACGCUGUUGUCACCAAGACACCGCCCAUCUACAUCAUCACCGAAUAUAUGGAAAAUGGCAGCCUACUAGACUUCUUAAAGAGCGAUGAAGGGUCCCAACUGCAACUACCCAAACUCAUCGAUUUCUCAGCGCAGAUAGCAGAGGGCAUGGCAUACAUAGAGAAGAAGAAUUACAUCCACAGGGACCUGAGGGCAGCGAAUGUUUUGGUCUCAGAGAGUCUGCUCUGUAAAAUAGCUGACUUUGGACUGGCACGAGUCAUAGAGGAUGACGAGUACACUGCCCGAGAGGGAGCUAAGUUCCCCAUUAAGUGGACCGCACCAGAGGCCUUCAACUACGGCUCUUUCACCAUCAAGUCGGACAUGUGGUCCUUUGGAGUUUUGCUCUACGAGAUCAUCACCUUCGGAAAAAUUCCUUACCCAGGCAUGACUAAAGUGGAGGUGAUGUCCUCAGUGCAGCGUGGCUACAGGAUGGCGCAGCCUGACAACUGCCCUGCUGAGCUCUACGAAGUCAUGCUGAGCUGCUGGAAAAAAAAGCCUGAGGACAGACCCACCUUCGAUUACAUGCAGAACCUCCUGGGUGACUUCUACACUGCCACAGAGGGACAGUACCAACAACAACCAUAGAGAGAGACAGACACUUUCACAAAGACUUUGACAAAUAACUUCUCCUCAUUAUGUUUGGAGCUACUUCAUAUAUGUGUUUUUAUUGGUAGAUCAUUUUUGUAUCUAUAAAUGACAUAUUCUAUAUACAUCCAUAUGCUGCCUGCUUUCCUUUUGAUGUUUUCUGUUGAGGGCAUCCAGUAUAUAUAUGAACUGUGCCCACUUACCUUCUCUGUGUAGAAAUACUAUAUUUAAAAUACUGUUCACUAAUACCCCGAAGAAUAAUCUGAGAUACAUUGAAGAGUAAUAUUGAACAAAAUUGAUUAUAAAAAGAGAUAUGCUUUAUGUACAAUAUUCUCUUCUGCCCAUGCAUUUAAAUAUUUGGGAUGGACAGGCUGUUAGAUCUAAAUAUAUUUUCUAAUAUAUGCCUUGUACAGAGGAUCUGAAAAAAACAGCCAACAUCAUGCAAAGAGUUUGCAAAUAUACAUGAGCUGGAAGCUGCUCAAACACUGGGACACUCAUCUCGUGUAGGUGUUAUGUAGUAAUGAUAAUACUGUUUUAGUUCUGCUGUUUGCUGUUUCACUUCAUAUUGAAGUGCUGAAGCCUUUGCUUGUUUUGUUUGUUACAGGAGAAAAAUGUGAAAUCGGUUUGUCUUGAUCAUUUCAUUUAUAUCAUUUCAAAUAUGGUCUUCUUAUUGGAGUAAGUGGGUUUGACACUGGAAGCUUCUCGGUGCUCUCUUGAAGUUCUUGUAUAAAAGAAAAAGUAACUUCAGUUUAAAUGUAGCACAUACGCAUAUGGGUCGCCUGAUACAGUGUCAGCGGAAUGAAUGAGCUGUUUGUUACAUGAAGAUAACUUGAGCUGUAUACUUGUAGCUAUGUGAAUGAGAAUGUGUAUGGACUAAAGAAAUAUGCUGUCAUUUACUC
Molecule: messenger RNA, 2578 nt
Organism: Paralichthys olivaceus (Japanese flounder)
Lineage: Eukaryota; Metazoa; Chordata; Actinopteri; Pleuronectiformes; Paralichthyidae
Source: RefSeq, a predicted model, not a curated record